Molecule: messenger RNA, 3974 nt
Organism: Falco peregrinus (peregrine falcon)
Lineage: Eukaryota; Metazoa; Chordata; Aves; Falconiformes; Falconidae
Gene: HPRT1
Product: hypoxanthine phosphoribosyltransferase 1
Exons: 9
Coding region: 103-759 (218 amino acids)
Biological process (GO): hypoxanthine metabolic process; purine ribonucleoside salvage; IMP salvage
Molecular function (GO): magnesium ion binding; hypoxanthine phosphoribosyltransferase activity
Source: RefSeq, a predicted model, not a curated record
GGCGGCGCCGGGGCCGCUGCGGGGCGCGGCGCCUCCUCGCUGCUCGCCGCCCGCCGCCGCCGCCGCUCCUCCUCGCCGCCCGCAGCCGCGCCGCCCCGCUCCAUGGCGACCCCCAGCCCCUGCAUCGUGAUUGGCGAUGAUGAACAAGGUUACGACCUGGACUUGUUCUGCAUACCUAAACAUUAUGCAGAUGAUUUGGAAAAAGUCUAUAUUCCUCAUGGGCUCAUCAUGGACAGGACGGAGAGACUGGCACGUGAAAUUAUGAAGGGCAUGGGAGGACACCACAUUGUAGCACUCUGUGUACUCAAGGGUGGCUAUAAAUUUUUUGCUGAUUUAUUAGACUACAUCAAAGCACUGAACAGAAACAGUGACAAAUCAAUCCCCAUGACUGUCGACUUCAUUAGGUUGAAGAGUUAUUGUAAUGAUCAGUCAACUGGAGAUAUCAAAGUCAUUGGUGGGGAUGACCUCUCAACCUUGACUGGAAAGAACGUUUUGAUUGUAGAAGAUAUAAUUGAUACUGGUAAAACAAUGAAAACGUUGCUGUCUCUACUUAAGCAAUACAAUCCAAAGAUGGUGAAAGUAGCCAGUUUGUUGGUAAAAAGAACUCCUCGAAGUGUGGGAUAUCGGCCUGACUUUGUUGGAUUUGAAGUGCCAGACAAAUUUGUUGUGGGAUACGCCCUAGAUUACAAUGAAUACUUUAGAGAUUUGAACCAUAUCUGUGUGAUCAGCGAGACAGGGAAGCAGAAGUACAAAGCAUAAAAGCAUAGUUCAAGUGCUAUGACAACAGAGCUUUGAAAUGUUUUGUUUACUGAGUCCUAUCUUUCACAGGCUUCAACUCUGGUACACCAGCUAAAAUUGUAGAAUGCCCCAGCCUCAUUGUCAUAUGCUUACUAUAAUUUAUUGCAUGUACAAUAUAAGAGCUCGUCUUGUUCAUUUAUAUUUUAGAAAUGUAAACAACUAGUGCAAUUCUGCACUCCUUAUUUUGAUUUGCACUAUGACUCUACCGACUAUUGCUGCCCCUGGUUGGGUUGUGCUGUUUGUGAGCUUCGGAGUCUAACUCUUGCAGUGGUAAAUUGCUUAAACCUCAUCAACCCAGAACUGAAAUAGUUCAAGUACUGUAAAUGUCAAACAUUUUAUGAUAGGGAAGUCUAUUAGUAAUAUUUUUAAAAUCUGUAAUUUAAGUUUUAUAUUUUAAUGCACAAAUGUGAUUGUGAUUAAUGGAUAGUUGCACCUUUGGGUGUUAUAAAGCAUGAGGAGCAGCCAGUUACAGUAUCUGUAAUCUCCAAUGAGCUCAUUCAAAUCUCCUGGAGUUGCCUUAUUGCUGUAAAGGAAGUCUGGGUGAAAAAUCUCUCUCUUUUUUUUUUUUUUUUUUGUUAUUUUUAUUUAAAGGAGAUGGAAUGACAAAACAGAAUGUUUAAACCUAGUUUUAGUUGAGCUGCCUGUUUCUGUUAGGUUUUUUUUUUCUUUAAAAAUCUCCCAUCAGUCAGUGGAAUUGCCUUUUAAAUUUAAACAAUUUUAAUAUAUUUGUGAAAAAGUAUUGUAAUGUUUACUUUAUAAGAUCUACAAAACAAAGUACUUUAAAUAAAGGCUGUCUCUUUAAAAUAAGCCCCAUAUAUCUAUGCCACUCAUUCUGUAUAUUAAAGUGCUCUUGACAUUUUCUUCUCAGUAAUAUUUUUCAGAAGUGUUUCUGAACAGUGAAGGCAGACUCUACAUUUGUUAUCUUUGUAGAGCUUUUGGUUAACAUUAUCCUGUCUAUAAGAGAGAUGAUAAAGUGCUGAGGGAAUACUGAAACACUGGCGUAUUCCAUAACCAAACUAGAUUUCAGAGAAAAUGGUGUAAGCACUGUCCUCUGUUCUGUUUUGGCAAAAAUAAAGAGUGGAGACUGUAUGUUUAUUAAAGACAUACACAUGGAAAAAUCCCCACCUACAACCGUUUUGUAAGUAAUCGUUUGGCUUCAUUUCAUUAACACCUCUCUUCGUGUUGAGUUUAAUUCAAAACGUGGCAGCCAGUCUCACACCUUGUCCUUGUGCUGUGCUUUGUGGUCUCUUGUCUCACAGGGUUCUUGUACUUCUGCGCGUGGAUUCUUCCACUGUACGCUCAGAUUUAACACUGCUCAGUGCUUAAUACGUAAUGAACUUUUUACCAGCCUGUUUUGAAAGAUUUUUUUCUGUGGUUUUGAAGUUUGAGCCAUGUUUCUGUGCUUUUCAAAGUACUGCAUGUUGUCCGUCCAUGGUGUGCUCAGUUACAGCUGUAGUAGUUAGUAGCAGACCUACAAUAUGAAUAACUCACCCAUUGUAAUUUAGAUCAAAUGACCACAAUCUAUUUGUAGGAGAUCUAUUCGUAAAUCAAAAUUCUCAUUAACAAAUAUCAGAACACUGGUUGUGAUUAUACUAUACUUUUGCGAUGUUAUUAUGUUCCAAAGAGCUUAUUUUACCUAAAUGCACUACAAAGACUGGUGGUAUUUAUAACGCUGUUUGUGUUUAUGCCUUUCCAAGAACCUGUACUGUCCCUGGGAUGACUUGUUGCAAAAACGUAUGAUGCAUCUCUAAGAAGAGGAAACACAAAAGCAACAUAGAAACGUGUAAACCCACUCGAGAAUUACUACAUCUGCUGAAGUUUUCAUUAGUUCUGGUUGAACUUAAGUUCUAAUCUUAAAAAGUAGCGUUUUCUUCAACCUUCUUACUAGGUCCUACUUCACAAUGUGUUUUAAAAUAAAUUCAUGGCAUCUAGAGGUUACACUAGAGAGGUCACUGAAAAGUACCCAUUUCCACAUGAAAAUAGUGAGGAUUGGUGAUAGUUGAUAUCUUUUAGGAUUAAACUCGUAAAUUAGUCUAUCCUGAAAUGUUUUCUUAUCUUGGUCAGGAUGGUUAUUCAGAUGCUGUGAUUUGGGAAAGGGAGGAGAGGUUGAGUCAUCAUAACAAGUGCUUUAGCUUGUAUGUAUUCCAUAUACAAAUACUGUAUUCCACGCAGCUGGAGUGGGGAAAUGACUGGUCUGUGGGGUCAGGGGUAGGAACUGCGUGGAGGUGUGCACAUGGUGGAAUCACAGAAGAGGCCGGGGAAGAUACUCCUGAGCUACACUGACCUCGGGAGCGAUGCUGCAGGAGCCCAGGUCCGCCUCCCAACAAACCUCACCCGUGUCCCACGGAAAAAGCCCAUUUCCACAUUUCGAACGCUGGGGAACAGACACUCCCCUGCCCCUGCCUUCACACAGGCGCUUGUCAGGUGAAGCGUGUCGCCCCAGAGGGACUCCUCGUUCAAAAGCUUUUGUUACUUUCUAUGAAAAUUGUUCGGAGGAAAAGUUACACACAGGCGACAACAGUUCUAACAUAUUGCAGCCUUUUACAGCACCUGUGCUGGCGCUACAGGAAGAUAAAUUCUUACUUGAAAAAAGUUGAAAAUGCAGUUGUUACUUUUAAUUCAGUAAUUUCGGUUAAAAGACUGGGGUUUUAGUCACACCUUUGCAAGUUAAAUGCCAGCUUUAUGCAACCCAGAUGUAUAUUGUUAAAGCAUUAUGAAAGCACAGAGAAAAUCUUGUAUUUGAACGUUUAUGUGGCAUUUGAAAUUCAUUAUGGUUCCACAUUUUAUGAAUCACAAAUGUAUGCUGGAAAAAUAAUUUUGAAUAUUUAUAGGCUUUGCUAUACUGUCUCACCCUGUGACAUCUGGCAUUUCUGUACAUUGUGAUAAUUCUCGCCUGCCGCAUGCCACUGGCGCUGCCUGGCUGGUGCCGCAAAUAUGUAGCUCUGGGUUGGAGUGUUUAUUCUUCGUGUUUUAAAUUCACGCUGAUCAGAAUCUAAAGUGCUCCAGAGCGAGCUGGGAGAUGUGGUGGGAAGUCUCUCUGUGACCUGAGCUGGCCGCUCACUUGGGGGGGGGUGUGUGGUGUGUGAAUCCCGGUUUUGAAAACUGAGGCAAAAGGAGGAUCUUUAAGUUGCCUUGUAAUUGUAUAUCCUGACUGAUUAAAUGUUGGUUGUGUUUCA